Messenger RNA from Cuscuta epithymum, 4576 nucleotides. The record is from the annotation of a GenBank genome assembly. Lineage: Eukaryota; Viridiplantae; Streptophyta; Magnoliopsida; Solanales; Convolvulaceae.
GCUACCCAUUCCUCGAACAAAAUUGCUCUCCCAUUACACAUAACCACUUAAUUCCCAGUGUACAGACUACAGAUAAGCCUAUUAUCUCGUUUCUUUCAGCCAUAGAUUCAUUGUUAGUUUUCUAAAUGUUUGCUCUGUAAGUUUAUCUCUGGCUUUCAGAUAAGUGAUUGAAUCCAAGCAUUCGAUCUUCUGAAGUUCAUUUUAAAAUAUGGCUGUGGUUGUACUUCAUUCCUCAAGGUUCUUUUGCGCUUAUUACGAUUGUAUAUCCGUAGCGGAGUCUACUCCAGGUAAUAAUAGCUUCCUGUCAAUGUGUGUUUCCAUGAGUAAUGGAAGAGCUGGCGGCAGAAAGUUUAAAGCUUUGAAGGGUUUCGAGCCUAGUUCUGUAGGCAAUUGGAAGAAAACUGAAAAUGAGGGUGUCUUCCAGAACCAGAAUGAGACGAACUCUUCGUCUGAGAAUCUAAGGAGUGGUGUUUCCUCGGAAGAAGUGUUUGAGAUCCUGAAGUCGUUAUCAAAUCCGAGCCAGGCUUUUUCUAUGUUUAUGUCUGUUGUUAAACUGCCUAGGGUGAUUCAUACCACAGAAACAUGUAAUUACAUGCUUGAGCUUUUGAGGAUUCAUGGGAGGGUCAAUGAUAUGGCUACGGUGUUUGAUGUAAUGCAGAAACAGAUCAUAUAUAGGAAUCUUGAGACGUAUUUGACGAUUUUUAAAGGUCUUCACAUUAGGGGAGGGUUAAGACAAGCACCAUUUGCUCUAGAGGGGAUGAGAAGAGAAGGUUUUAUUUUAAAUGCCUAUUCCUAUAAUGGAUUAAUACACUUACUGCUUCAAGCUAAAUUAACUCAGGAAGCUUUAGAAGUUUAUAGAAGAGCUGUUUCAGAAGGAAUUAAGCUGAGCCUUAAGACAUACUCGGCAUUAAUGGUUGCUUGUGGGAAGAGAAAAGACACCCUGACACUCCUGAGUUUAUUAAACGGGAUGGAUGAUUUAGGAUUGAAACCUAACAUUUACACCUUUACCAUCUGUAUAAGAGUGCUCGGGAAAGCUGGAAAAAUCGAUGAUGCCUGUACUAUAUUGAAGCGAAUGGAAAAUGAGGGGUGCACGCCUGACGUCAUCACAUAUACAGUUCUAAUUGAUUCUCUUUGUAUUGCAGGAAAACUUGACACUGCAAAAGAAAUUUUCGCUAAAAUGAAAUCGGUUAGCCAGAAACCUGAUCGAGUCACAUAUAUCACACUGCUAGACAGGUUUAGUGACUCUGGGGACUUGGAUUCUGUGAGAGAUUUUUUUAAAAUGAUGGAAGCUGAUGGCUAUGGAGCAGAUGUUGUUACUUUUACGAUACUAAUUGAUGCAUUGUGUAAAGAUGGGAAGGUCGAUGAGGCUUUUUCCACUUUAGAUGCUAUGAAAGAGAAGGGAGUAUCACCUAAUCUUCAUACUUACAACUCACUGAUUAAUGGCCUUCUAAGAAUGAAUAAAGUGGAUGAGGCGACGCGACUGUUCGAUAAUUUGGAGUCUUUUGGAAUUCAGCGUACUUGUUUCACGUAUGUCCUCUUUAUCGACUAUUAUGGAAAGGUUGGAGAUCCUGAUAAAGCACUUCAGAUGUUUGAGAAGAUGAGAGUUCAUGGGGUUGUGCCAAAUCUCGUAGCUUUCAAUGCUUCUUUGUAUAGCCUGGUAGAAUCUGGCAGGUUCAGGGAGGCUAAGAGUUUUUUUUAUGGAAUUAAAAAGAGUGGUCAAGUUCCAGAUUCUAUAACUUAUAACAUUAUGAUGAUGUGCUACAACAGUGCUGGGAAAACUGAUGAAGCCAUUCACUUGCUACAUGAGAUGAUGGAAAAUGAAUGUGAGCCUGAUGUGGUUUUAGUCAAUUCAUUGAUUGACAUGCUUUAUAAGGAUGGUCGAACUGAUGAGGCUUGGAAUUUUUUUCAUAGAAUGAAGGAUAUGAAACUUGUUCCUACGAUAGUGACUUAUAACACACUCUUGGCUGGACUUAGAAGGGAAGGUAGAGUUAAAGAGGCUUUUAAAUUAUUUGAGAGCAUGGGCAGAGAGGGAUGUUUUCCAAACACAAUAACCUAUAAUACUCUUCUGGACUGUCUUUGUAAGAACGGCGAGGUUGAUACAGCCAUGAAGAUGCUUUAUGAAAUGACAAUAAAGAACUGCAAUCCUGAUAUUUUUACCUAUAACACUGUCAUUGAUGGAUUGGCUAAAGAGAAAAGGGUCCGUGAAGCAUUUUGGCUUUUCAACCAGAUGAAGAAGAUUUUCCAGCCAGACUGUGUGACCAUUAACAUAAUUGUUUCCAGCCUUGUAAAAGAUGGCUCCGUUGAGUAUGCUGUUAAAAUUGCCGAGGAUUUUGUUUGGAAAAGGCCACAUUGGUCAAAUGAUUCUUUCUGGAGAAGUCUUUGCGAUGGAUUUGUGAAUGAAACAAGAUCAGAAUAUUCUUUGUUGUUUAUAGAAAUGCUGACAUAUAAGGGUAUCUGCAAAAGUGAAAUGAUUAUGGUAUCUUUGAUAAGGUCACUGUGUAAGAAAAAGAGAGCUCUUGAUGCUCAUCGUGUCUUUGAAAAGGUUACAAAAUCUUUUGGAAUUUGUCCAACUAUAAAAUCGUAUUAUCCUCUGAUUGAGGGGCUUAUUGAUGCUCAUCUUCCAGAGCUGGCAUGGGAUGUGUUCAGGGAGAUGAAAAAUGCAGGUUGUUCCCCAGAUGUUUUCACAUACAACGUGUUGCUCGAUCAUCUUGGGAAGUCUGGAAAUAUUGAUGAACUUUUCAAACUGUAUGAAGAAAUGCUUCACAGAGGAUGUAAGCCCAUUGCCAUAACUUACAAUAUACUUAUCUCUGGUAUGGUGAAGUUAGGUAAGUUAGAGAGAGCACUAGAUUUUUAUUAUGAUCUUGUCAGUGGUGGCUUUUCUCCCACUCCUUGUACAUAUGGUCCACUGAUAAAUGGUCUUUUGAAGGCUGAGAGGUUUGAUGAUGCAAAGAAUUUCUUUGACGAAAUGGCAAACUAUGGUUGCAAUCCUAACCCUGCCAUUUACAAUAUUCUCAUAAAUGGGUUUGGAAAGGCAGGCGAUCUGGAAACUGCCUGCCAUCUGUUUGAGAAAAUGAUCAGAGAAGGCAUUAGACCAAAUUUAAAAUCUUAUACCAUUCUUGUGGAUUGCCUUUGCUUGGCUGGAAAAGUGGAAGAUGCCAUGCACUACUUUGAGGAAUUGAAAUCCUCAGGCAUCAAUCCUGAUUUAGUUUCAUACAAUCUUAUGAUCAAUGGCCUUGGAAAGGUGGGGAAGUUCAAGGAAGCCUUAUGUCUUCUUGAUGAGAUGGGAAACAAAGGAGUCACUCCUGACCUUUAUACAUAUAAUUCUUUAAUCUUCAAUCUUGGAAUGAUUGGAAGGAUGGAAGAGGCAGGGAAACUGUAUGAAGAACUUCAGCAUCUGGGUCUUGAACCUAAUAUUUUUACAUAUAAUGCUCUAAUUAAAGGGUAUAGCUUGUCGGGUGAAACUGACCGAGCAUUUGCAGUCUAUGAAAGAAUGAUGGUUGGUGGCUGUACUCCUAACAGAGGGACAUUUGCUCAAUUACCAAAUUCAUGAGAUAAUCCCACAUUCUUCAUACGCAACUCGCGAAGCCAGAAUGUGAUGUGUAAGGGGGCUUAUCCAAUUUCGGAUAUAUGGCUAACUGGGGGUCAUAGCAGUGAUGCCAGGCAUUAAAGAUUGAAGGACCUCUUAGCAAUACUUAACGUUAAGGCAUCUCUUUGUUCAAUUCUUCAAACACCUGGAAAUAUAAAUUGACGGCCAUGGUCCAAGUAUGCCAUAAGAUUGCAAUUAAAGUAAAUAUCAUGUGACUUGACUCACCUCGAAAUAUAAAUUGAAGGCCACGGUCCAAGUAUGCCAUAAGAUUGCAAUUAAAAUCUUUUGCUGUUCAUAUGCAAAUGGUGGAACUAAUAUUUCAAAACCAUGAACGACACCCUGCCUUGAUUCCUGGAAUUGUAUCCCUUUUCACUAUGUCAGCAGUUGUUUGAGUUAUAGAUCGAGAUGGUGGAAGGAAGAAGCAGUUCUGUUUCUGGUUCAACAGAAAAGAUUACGGUAUGAAUGACGGGAGUUCAAGUGAAGAUGUAUCUUUCAUGAUAAAAGUGGCGCAUCUGACGAGAAUUUUUCUCUACAUAUAAUCCCAACGCGUUACCGAACACAAGCAUCUUGUUUCGGUCAAAAUGAUGUUGGAAUAAAAAUGAAUAAGUUACUUUACGGCAAGUCGGCAACGAGGAAGCGGUCUAGUCCAGCUGGUCGCCGACUCACUCUCCCUUACGGGAGGUCUCGGGUUCGAAACUCAAUGGAGUGAAUUUCGGCCCUGAUUACUCCAAGCCCCCUCCCCCAGACGCCCCCGGGAGUAAAAAAAGAUACUUUACGGCAACAUGCAUUUAAGUGUUUACCGAAUUUCAAAGCGUGUAAGUGUGACAAUAAGACAUGCCUUUGAUACAUAGGCCUUCAGUCUAACCUGUGUUUGGCCAUUUUUGUAACAUGGCCUGAUUGAUGCAUCUUUGUUUACUAUUUCCAGUUAACUAAACUUGGACGUUAGGUGUAAUAUUGUGAUUGUUAAUGAGAUAAAUCAGUGUACCAAAC